Molecule: messenger RNA, 2149 nt
Organism: Paramisgurnus dabryanus
Lineage: Eukaryota; Metazoa; Chordata; Actinopteri; Cypriniformes; Cobitidae
Gene: rab3db
Product: RAB3D, member RAS oncogene family, b
Molecular function (GO): GTPase activity; GTP binding
Source: RefSeq, a predicted model, not a curated record
UUUUCCCGGAGUGGGCGUGGUUACAUGGCCCCCAGCGCGCACGCCCCCAGCGUUGGAGAGCAGAGAAUCCUGCCUAUUUUUCCAAGAUCCGGGAGCACCGUCACACAGACACACGAUGGCGACAGUGACAGACUCACGUUUGCAGUCGUCACAGAAAGACGCGGCUGACCAAAACUUCGACUACAUGUUCAAACUCCUCAUCAUCGGCAACAGCAGCGUCGGUAAAACCAGCUUUCUGUUUCGCUACGCGGACGAUUCGUUCACCUCGGCCUUCGUCAGCACAGUGGGCAUCGACUUUAAAGUUAAAACAGUUUUUCGCAACAACAAGAGGAUCAAGCUUCAAAUUUGGGACACGGCCGGGCAAGAGCGUUACAGAACCAUAACUACAGCGUACUACAGAGGAGCCAUGGGUUUCCUGCUAAUGUAUGACAUCGCAAACCAAGACUCUUUCAGUGCUGUCCAGGACUGGGCCACCCAGAUCAGGACAUACUCGUGGGAUAACGCACAGGUAAUUCUGGUGGGCAACAAAUGUGACCUUGAAGACGACAGAAUCGUACCGACUGAAGAUGGACAGAGGCUGGCUGAAGACCUCGGUUUCCAGUUUUUUGAGGCCAGCGCCAAGGACAACAUCAACGUGAAGCAGGUUUUUGAACGCUUGGUUGACGUGAUCUGUGAGAAGAUGAAUGAAAGUUUGGAUAGAGAGGUUUCAGCAUCUAACAACAAAGACUCAAGUCUGCAGGAUGCGUCCUCACAGGAACACAGUGGGUGCGCCUGCUAAAAAACACUCACAGUACCAUACAGAGAACUACACUUCAUCACUGCUAUAUGGAAAUAUCUUUUCACUUUAACUUGAACAGUACACGCUCAGAGAGAUCGCUCCAGGUCCUACAGCAGUCAGUACAGGUAUGAUGAACGCUAAACCACAGACGUUAUGGAUUGGAUGAAUGGGUCUUGUGGCACUAACACACUAACAUUUAACGCACGCACACUCAAAGACGACUGAAGAAAUGAAUAAAUAUUUAAAUGUCCCUGACAAGUAUGCUUGGUUUAAAGAUAAAGGUGCUGGUCUCCAAAUUUCUGAUCUUUCUUAAAGUGUCUUUGUGGUUUCAGCUCAUCUUAUCAUCACCUCACUCGUAACGUCCUCAGCAGUCAGCUACUGUAUUGUCCGUCACAUGUCUAUCUGCUUUAAAAGACAGAGCUAACAGUGAGUUUGGUGGCAUUGUUGAGAUAAACUCACUGUUACAGUCUGAUACUAUUGUCUUAAACACACACAUGCACGAGAUAGAGAAAGUUAAGUUUUAGAUUUCUGCAAGUAUCAUUAUUUGAACACUGUUAGAAAGAAUGGUCAAAAUAUGACACCUUUUAAAAAGGUCUCUUUAAAAAAAUUUUUUUAAGUUGAAUCAACUUAAAUUUACAAUUAAUUUAAACUUAUUUGACGAGGAGUUGUUAUAAAUUACAAAAAAUUUAGUUGAAUUAGCUAAGUUAUUUCAACUUUAUUUUUAUCAUUUAUAGCAACUCCUCACUAGUCCAGAAAAGGUUAAAUUAAUUGUAAAUUUAAGUUGAUUUAACUUAAAAAUUUAAGUGCAGCAAGGAAUGUUUACAGUGUGUACGGCUUUGCAAGUAUUUCACUGUAAAAAGUUUCAACUAUAAGUCUUUAAAUUUUGAGUUAAUUCAACUUAAUUCAGUUGAAUAUUCACUUAUUUCUUAGUUCACAAACACUUUAAAGUUGAAACCACAAACCUUUUUUCACAGUGUGUAACUUUUUACAUUGAGCUGUCAUCUCUAAAGUUUAAUUCAAUUCCUACAGUCCUUAAAGUUCAGAUGUUAUGGAUUUCUAUCUGAAGUAUUGUGGACUGUGGCUUGUCAAGUCUAUUUCAGCACUGGAUAUUUCAAAAGUUCACAGAUGGUUUGGUCUUUCACAUAAUGACAGUUUAGUCUCCUUUCAUCUUUUACUCUCAGUUUCAUUUAUGGAAGUACCUCUCAUGUACAGUAUGAAAUGUAUGAAGAUUUUUGUGUAAUAAAAUAUAGAAACGGUUUAAAAUUGAUAUCUCAGAUUUGAAUUGAAUUGUUUUUGCACAAUUUUAUAUUUUUGUUUGUUUGUUUAUGUCUUACUGUAUCUUUAACAGUUACUGUGAAACUUGGUACAGUU